Molecule: messenger RNA, 6138 nt
Organism: Elephantulus edwardii (Cape elephant shrew)
Lineage: Eukaryota; Metazoa; Chordata; Mammalia; Macroscelidea; Macroscelididae
Gene: PRR12
Product: proline rich 12
Exons: 14
Coding region: 1-6138 (2045 amino acids)
Source: RefSeq, a predicted model, not a curated record
AUGGACAGGAACUACCCCAGCGCCGGCUUCGGGGACCCGCUCGGCGCCGGGGCGGGAUGGAGUUACGAGAGGUCAGCGAAAGCUAGCUUGGUCUAUGGCAGCUCCAGGACCUCGCACCCCGAGACGGACAUCUUACACCGCCAGGCCUACGCGGCCCCCCACCCACUGCAAAGCUAUGCCACCAACCACCACCCUGCAGGCCUCUCUGGACUCUUUGACACUGGCCUUCACCACGCGGGCUCAGCUGGGCCCGACGCCUCCGUCAUGAACCUCAUCUCCGCCCUGGAGUCUCGGGGGCCCCAGCCUGGUCCCUCUGCUUCGUCUCUCCUCUCCCAGUUCCGCAGUCCUUCCUGGCAAACAGCCAUGCACACGCCAGGCCCUACGGAGCUCUUCAUCUCGGGUGCCCUGCCAGGUUCCAGCACCUUUCCGUCUUCCUCUGCCCUGUCGGCCUACCAGCACCCGGCUUCCUUUGGCAGCCGUCCCUUCCCAGUGCCCUCAUCCCUGAGCCUCCAGGAUCCCCCAUUCAGCCCACCUGCUAAUGGUCUCUUGUCUCCUCAUGAUGUGUUACACCUAAAGCCCUCACAGGCACCCACAGUGCCCUCCUCACUGGGCUUUGAGCGCCUGGCAGGGGGUGGUGUCCUUGGUCCGGCUGGUCUUGGCCCAGCCCAGACACCCCCUUACCGCCCUGGUCCCCCAGACCCACCGCCACCUCCCCGCCACCUCCCCACUCAGUUCAACUUGCUGGCUUCCUCUUCUGCUGCGGCAGCUGCUGCCGAGCAGUCCUCCCCACAGCUCUACAACUUCUCGGGUGCUGCUCCUGGUCCGCCGCCGCCUGAACGGGCCCUGCCCCGCCAGGACACUGUCAUCAAGCACUACCAGAGGCCAGCCAGUGCCCAGCCCCCACCGCCCCCACCACCAGCUCACGCCCUCCAGCAUUACCUGAGCUGUGGUGGUAGCUACCCUUCUAUGGGGCACCGGGCCAACCUGGCCUGCAGCCCCCUGGGUGGUGGGGAGCCCUCCCCAGGAGCUGGUGAGCCGAGCAAGGCUGGACCAAGUGGAGCCACGGCUGCGGCAUCGGGCCGGGCCACUGGUCCAGAGGCGGCGGGGGGAGGUGGUGCCGGGGCUGGUGGUGGGGGUUACCGCCCCAUCAUCCAGUCUCCCGGUUAUAAGACAGGCAAAGGAGCUUAUGGAGCAGCUGCAGGGGGGGCCACUAGGCCCCCACCGCCCCGCUCAACUGCCACACCCAAAUGCCAGAGUUUAGGGGGACCAGCAGCUGCCUAUGCCUCUGGGAAAGCCUCUGGGGCUGGCGGAGCCGGGGGCCAGGCAUACUCCCCUGGUCAGCCUCAAGGGCUUUUGGGACCCCAGGCCUAUGGGCAAGGGUUUGGAGGGGGGCAGGCACAGGACUUGAGCAAAGGCCCCAGCUAUUCUGGGGGUCCCCAACAGCCCCCCAGCGGCCCCCCUCCUACUGGCCUGGCCACAUGUCAGAGCUAUUCUCCGGACCAGCUACAAGGGCAGCUCUAUGGUGUGCAGGGUGAGCCGUACCCAGGGCCAGCUGCCCACUCUCAGGGCCUGCCCACCGCCAGCCCCUCACUCAGCUACAGCACCGGCCACUCGCCGGCACUCUCCGGCCACGGAGGUGGCUGGGGCCCCAGCUCCCUGGGCGGGGGCGGCGAAGCCAGCCCAUCUCACAUCAUUCGGCCACUGCAGUCACCGCCUGCCACCGGCCGCCCGCCUGGAGUCGCCUCUCCUGGAGCUCCCGGCAAGUACCUGAGCUCAGUGCUGGCCUCGGCCCCGUUCCUGGCGCCCCCGGGAGCUGGUACCUAUGCGGCUGGAGCAGGUGGCUACAAGGGCAAGGGAGACGGCUCCGAGCUGCUGGCGGGCCCUGGAGGGCCACCAGCCGAGCGCACAGAAGAUGAGGAGUUUCUGAUCCAGCACCUCCUGCAGGCUCCCAGCCCCCCUCGGACCUCAGGGGCAGACGGCUUGGUGGGCGAGGACGGGCCAGCAGAUGCCUCCAAGGGACUUGGGGGGGGUGGCGGGGCUGGGGGCCCUCCGGGCACACCCUACGAGCUAGCCAAGGAAGACCCCCAGCGGUACCACCUACAGAGUGUCAUCCGCACCAGUGCAAGCCUGGAUGAGGGAGCAACAGCCGCCCUGGAGCUGGGCCUGGGGCGGCUGAAAGAGAAGAAGAAAGGGCCAGAGCGGGGUGGUGAGACCCCAGAGGGCUUGGCCACAUCUGUGGUCCACUACGGGGCUGGUGCCAAGGAGCUGGGGGCGUUCCUGCAAAAGAGUCCACCUCCUCCACCAUCCUCGGGCCAGCCCGCUCAGCCUACACCCCACGGCCUCCUCUUGGAAGCCGGGGGUCCCGACCUUCCACUGGUGCUGCCUCCGCCUCCACCCCAGCUGCUGCCGUCGGUCCUCAGCCAUGCCCCCAGCCCCUCUCCUGGUGCCCCCAAAGUUGGCGUCCACCUCCUCGAGACAGCCGCCCGGGAUGGAGCCCCCCAGCCUCCGCCGCCCCCACCCCCGCCCCCCAUUCCCCUCCAGCUGGAAGCCCAUCUCCGCGGCCACGGCCUGGAAGGUGCCGCCCCCAGCCCGCGCCUGCGCCCCGAGGAGGGCCUGGACCCCCCAGGGACCAUGCAAGAACUGCUGGGGGCCCUGGAACCACUGCCUCCGGGCCCCGGUGACACCGGCGUGGGCCCCCCAAACGCAGAGGGGAAGGACCCAGCAGGCGCCUAUCGGAGCCCCAGCCCGCAAGGCCCCAAGGCGCCCCGCUUUGUGCCCCUCACCUCCAUCUGCUUCCCGGACUCGCUGCUUCAGGACGAGGAGCGGAGCUUCUUCCCCACCAUGGAGGAGAUGUUCGGGGGAGGCGCAGCUGACGACUACGGCAAAGCCGGGCCCCCCGAGGAUGACAGUGACCCCAAGACAGGCGCUGGGCCUCCGCCAGGUCCUCCAGCCUAUGACCCCUACGGGCCCUAUUGCUCAAGUCGGGGUUCUGGAGGUGGCCCUGAGACGCCGGGGCUGGGCCUGGACAAGCCCCCGGAGCUGCCCUCCACGGUCAACGCUGAGCCCCUGGGUCUCAUCCAGAGUGGGCCCCACCAGGCUGCACCGCCGCCGCCGCCGCCACCGCCACCCCCGCCGCCCACCUCCGAACCCAAAGGCGGCCUGACCUCGCCCAUCUUCUGCUCCACCAAGCCAAAGAAGCUGCUGAAGACGUCCUCCUUCCACCUGCUGCGCCGCCGGGACCCUCCCUUCCAGACCCCCAAGAAGCUCUACGCACAGGAAUAUGAGUUCGAGGCCGAUGAAGACAAGGCCGACGUGCCCGCGGACAUCCGCCUGAAUCCCCGCCGCCUGCCCGACCUCGUGUCCAGCUGCCGCUCCCGCCCAGCCCUCUCGCCGCUCGGGGACAUCGACUUCUGCCCGCCCAACCCUGGCCCCGAUGGUCCCCGCCGCCGAGGCCGCAAGCCCACCAAGGCCAAGCGCGAUGGGCCACCCCGGCCUCGUGGGAGACCCCGCAUCCGCCCCCUCGAGGCCCCCAGCACGGUGGGACCGGCCUCUGCAUCCACGCCCACCGAUGGGGCCAAGAAACCCCGGGGCCGAGGCCGAGGCCGGGGCAGGAAGGCCGAGGAGGUGGGGGCGAACCGGCUGGAGCCCCUGAAGCCACUUAAGAUCAAGCUGUCCGUGCCCAAGGCAGGCGAGGGCCUGGGUGCCUCCUCGGCUGAUGGCGUGGCAGGCGCUGACCACAACAGCCUGGAUUCGAGCCUGACGCGGGAGAAGAUCGAGGCCAAGAUCAAAGAGGUAGAGGAGAAACAGCCCGAGAUGAAGUCAGGCUUCAUGGCCUCCUUCCUGGACUUCCUCAAGUCAGGAAAGCGCCACCCGCCGCUGUACCAGGCCGGCCUGACGCCCCCACUUAGUCCCCCAAAGAGCGUGCCACCCCCGGUGCCCACCCGAGGCCUGCAGCCCCAGCCCCCCGCCACGCCCGCGAUGUCACAUCCUCCACCUGCCGGCGCCUUUGGGCUGGGGGGCGCCCUGGAGGCUGCUGAGAACGAGGGUCUGGGGCUGGGCUGCCCCUCGCCCUGCAAACGCCUGGACGAGGAGCUGAAGCGAAACCUGGAGACUCUCCCCUCCUUCUCCUCUGACGAGGAAGACUCUGUGGCCAAGAACCGGGACCUGCAAGAAAGCAUCUCUUCGGCCAUCUCCGCCCUUGAUGACCCUCCUCUCGCCGGGCCCAAGGACAGCGCUGCCCCAGAUGGGCCCCCUUUGGCCCCUGCAGCUGCAGUUUCCGGGCCACCUCCUCUCCCAGGCCUUCACAGUGCUGGUGGCAAUGGUUCACCAGAACCCCCACUGCUGGAGGAGAAGCCGCCGCCCACUCCACCGCCUGCCCCGACCCCUCAACCACCACCACCGCCACCUCCACCACCGCCGCCGCCGCCACCAGCCCUGCCGUCACCACCCCCACUGGUGACCCCCGCACCCAGCUCGCCACCUCCACCUGCACCACCUCCGCCGCCGCCACCCGCACAAGCCCUGCCUUCCCCGCCCCCGCUGCCUCCGCCGCCGCCACCACCACCACCUCCACCAGCUGCUGCCCCUCCCGAGGAGCCCGCCGCCCCGUCCCCCGAGGACCCCGAGCCGCCGGACGCACGGCCCCUGCACCUGGCCAAGAAGCAGGAAACGGCGGCCGUGUGCGGGGAGACGGACGAGGAAGCCGGCGAGAGCGGCGGGGAGGGCAUCUUCCGAGAGCGGGACGAGUUUGUCAUCCGGGCCGAGGACAUCCCUUCCCUCAAGCUGGCCUUGCAGACCGGGCGCGAGCCCCCACCCAUCUGGCGAGUGCAGAAGGCCCUCCUGCAGAAGUUCACGCCGGAGAUCAAGGACGGACAGAGGCAGUUUUGUGCCACGAGUAAUUAUCUGGGCUACUUUGGCAACGCAAAAAAUCGGUACCAGCGCCUGUAUGUGAAAUUUCUGGAGAACGUGAACAAGAAGGAUUACGUGAGGGUCUGUGCGCGGAAGCCCUGGCACCGGCCUCCCGUGCCCAUUAGGCGCUCAGGACAGGCCAAGGGUCCCACCUCGAGCGGGGGCAGCUCGGUUCCUCCCCCCAAAGCCCCAGUGCCAGCCCCUAAACCUGACACCUCAGAGAAGACAGCCGCUGAGAAGCCCCCAGAGCCGAUGCCCGAGACCCCCGCUCCCGAGCCCCCGGCCCCCGAGAAGCCAUCCCCGCCCCGGCCCGUGGAGAAGGAGAAAGAGAAGGAGAAGGAGAAAGAGAAGGAGCGGGUCCCACGCGGGGAUCGUGCCCUGCGCAGCGAGAGGGCCGCGGGCGGGCGGCAGACGCGGCCGGAGCGAGGCCUCGCCGCUGGGCAGCCCACCGCCUCCCGGCUGCCCAAGGCCAGGCCCACCAAGGUGAAGGCCGAGCCGCCCCCCAAGAAGAGGAAAAAGUGGCUGAAGGAGGCGGCGGGCAAUUCCUCAGCAGGCGGGGGUCCACCCGGCAGCUCCUCUGACUCAGACUCUUCCCCGGGAGCACCCAGCGAGGACGAGCGUGCGGUCCCCGGGCGGCUGCUGAAGACGCGGGCCAUGCGGGAGAUGUACCGGAGCUACGUGGAGAUGCUGGUGAGCACCGCGCUUGAUCCCGACAUGAUCCAGGCCCUGGAGGACACGCAUGACGAGCUGUACCUCCCGCCCAUGCGGAAGAUCGACGGCCUUCUGAAUGAGCACAAGAAGAAGGUCCUGAAAAGGCUGUCGCUGAGCCCAGCCCUGCAGGAUGCCCUACACACGUUUCCACAGCUGCAAGUGGAACAGAGUGGGGCGGGGUCCCCCGAGGACGGGGCCGUGCGGCUGCGACCGGCCGGGGAACCUUAUAACCGCAAGACACUCAGCAAACUCAAGAGGAGUGUGGUCCGAGCGCAGGAGUUCAAGGUCGAGCUGGAGAAGUCAGGCUACUACACGCUCUACCACUCGCUCCACCACUAUAAGUACCACACCUUCCUUCGAUGCCGGGACCAGACCCUGGCCAUCGAGGGCGGCGCCGAGGACCUGGGCCAGGAGGAGGUGGUGCAGCAGUGUAUGCGGAACCAGCCGUGGCUCGAGCAGCUCUUCGACUCCUUCAGUGACCUGCUGGCCCAAGCACAGGCCCACAGUCGCUGCGGGUGA